Messenger RNA from Maniola jurtina (meadow brown), 1665 nucleotides. RefSeq names its product membrane-associated progesterone receptor component 1 (gene Pgrmc2). Bases 185 to 781 code for a protein of 198 amino acids. Gene Ontology annotation, cellular component: endomembrane system; membrane. The transcript has 3 exons. The record is from RefSeq and is a predicted model, not a curated record. NCBI's taxonomy places the organism in Eukaryota, Metazoa, Arthropoda, Insecta, Lepidoptera, Nymphalidae.
CGUCAGGUUAGGAUAUUAUGGUCUGUGGACGUCAGUGACCGAUUGUGAACCUUGUGGACCGAUUAUUUUUUAGGAAAAAUCCGGUAAGAAGUGAUUGUAGUUUUAUAAAAUUUGUACUGUGAUUUGUACACAAUAUAAAACUGCGAGUGAUUCGAAUUGUAAGUUACUUUGUUAAAAAGCUGAAAUGGCAUCAGCGCCUGAAACAAAAUCGGCAGACAGUAUAGAAGCUGAGAGUCCUGAGUCGGACUCUAGUAUUUUCAAUGAAAUCCUAAAUCCGGUGAAUUUGGUUUUGACUUUGAUUAUCGUGGCUUUGGUGUAUAAAAUCUUGAGGAGUAGGUUUGGCAAACCUUCGGCUGAGCAGCAAGUACCCGAGCUUCCUAAGAUACGAAAGGAUAUGACUGUUGCGGAGCUUCGUCAGUUCGAUGGGACGCAGCCCGAUGGUCGCGUCCUCGUAGCUGUAAACGGUUGGAUAUUCGACGCGACGCGAGGACGACGCUUCUACGGGCCCGGGGGUCCAUAUGCCGCUUUUGGAGGUAAAGAUGCAUCAAGAGGUCUCGCCACAUUCUCUGUCACAUCAUCAGAUAAAGAGUAUGAUGACCUCAGUGACCUCAACUCUAUGGAGAUGGACUCUGUGAAGGAGUGGGAGGCACAGUUUAGAGAAAAGUACGACCUCGUGGGUAAACUGCUAAAGCCUGGAGAGGAACCGACAAACUAUUCAGACGAGGAACCAGAGGAAACCGACAACUCCACCAGCAACCAAGAAGACAAGAAAGAGCAAUAGAAGGACAGAAAGAAGUUCGAGCCUACAGCAGUUCAACCAAACAGACCUCAGAUGUGAUAUUUCCAUGUACAUUAAAGGGAUGUACUCUAGUCUGGUUUGAAUCAGAGAAAAUAUUGAUUGAGAAAAUUUUCAACAAAUGAUAGCUACAGCGUAAGGUACAUCCUUGACACAAGAGUUGAAGCGACAAUCAAAAAUAUACUAUAUUGAUCUACAUCAACACAAUGUAAAAAUUUGUACAGAAAAACACGACAAAAUAUUCGCGGGGGCCAGAAAAAAGUACAUGCCAAUAUAUGCCUCUUUUUUAGGUAGAGCAUUACAGGGUGGAGAUAAAGAUUAAAAUGCAAAAAAAAUUGUGUUGUUUCGAUUUUCUUUAACUCUGUGUCAAUGAGGAUCUUUCCUAAAUCAUCCAUUAGACAAUAGGUUCUACAUCAGUCUAUUUUGUCAAUCAUGAGUGAUGAAUGAUAGAUGGAGCAGAAUUAUUCAGAUACUAGAUUAUGCCUGUGACUUCAUGCAGGUGGACUUCACUUUCAAACCCCUAUUUUAUCCCCUUAGGGGUUGAAUUGUCAAAAAUCCAAUCUUAGUGGAUGUCUACGUCAUAAUGCUGGCCAAAGAGCCCAAUCCGUCCAGUAGUCUGAGCUGUGCAUUGAUAGAUCAGUUAGUCAGUUACCUUUUCCUUUUAUAUAUAGUGUUUAAAGUCAUUUAAUAUCAGUCGGUAGGCCAAGUACAACAAUUGCGCUUAUUACAAAUUACAAUGUGAUAAUUACUAUUACUGUGCUAGCACCGUAGCCAACGUAACCUGUAUAGAUCGUUUCAAUGAAUAGUUCCCAUGGCGUUAUGUUGGCUCCCCUGUCUGUCCAAGUCAUUGGCACCAUAUUUGCAUAAGA